Vespa mandarinia (Asian giant hornet) is the source of this 4119-nucleotide messenger RNA. RefSeq names its product SET and MYND domain containing, arthropod-specific, member 5 (gene SmydA-5). The record is from RefSeq and is a predicted model, not a curated record. Lineage: Eukaryota; Metazoa; Arthropoda; Insecta; Hymenoptera; Vespidae. Gene Ontology annotation, molecular function: protein binding.
ACGUCGGAUCGUUUAUACGAGAAUAUUAGAUACGACUACGAUAGGUAAAUGGUAAUAUUAUACCGGUUUAGUAGUUAGAACUAAAAUAGUUCGCGCUCGUAGAUAUCUAUAAUUAAACGUUGGAGGUGACGUUAUAGGACGGUGCUAUUCACAGUGGGUCUAGUUUGAUAUUUCUUACCGAGCAUGUUGGUUUCAUACGCGCGCUUCUCUAUAAACGUUUCGCCGGGGAAAAAGUGAAAAGAGAAAUUGAAAGUUAUAUCAGAGAUAGGUAUAUUAGAUACCUAUAUCGGCGAUACGCAUAUAGUUACAGAUAGAACUGGGAGUAAAUCCAUCAUUUGCAUUGCGUGUGUACGCGUGCGUAUGCGAUUCCUUUAAGAUCGUUCCUUUAAUUAUCGCCAAUUCGUCGAUUCGGAGUAACCCUAUGGGGGAAAAUCUGGAUAUGGGAGAAUGUCCGGUGUGCGGUAAGCAGGCUCGACUGAAAUGCAGCGGCUGCAAGAGGAGCUUUUACUGCGGGAAGGAACACCAAAGGGAAGAUUGGCCGUUGCACAAAUCAAUCUGCCAUGCCUGGGAGAUCGAGGAAAGCAAAGAGUUGGGAAGAUACUUGAUUGCAAGGAGGGAUUUAAAGAGCGGUGAGCCGAUCAUUUCGGAAGUGCCACUCGUUUGGGGAGCCGCACCUCAUACGUCUUACAGGGUGUGCGUCGGUUGCGGUCAACGUUGCGAGGACGUCGAAACGAGAUGUGCCAAGUGCUUCUGGCCUUCCUGUUCUACGGACUGCAAGGCUCUCCUGGCUAAGGACGGUCACGAGUUGGAAUGUGCCCUUCUUGCAAAAACCAGAAUCUUUCCCAGAUGCGACGUUUUGCUAGCGAUAAGGAUGCUGAUACUUUGGAAGACAAAGUCGAAGCGUUGGAAAUUAUUGGAAAAGCUACAGAGUCACGAGGAUUCUCGCGGUCCUGGGACCGAUGCUUACGAGGAGGUGGAAGAGAUAACGAAUCAUCUUAGAGCCCUUAUCGCGGUCGAUCCUUCUUGCGCUAAGAUAUUGCCUAAAAUUUGUGGGCUAAUCGACGUGAACGGGCUCGAAACAUUACCGCCGGAAGGUUCCGUCGCCAUUUAUCGCACGACAUGUCUUUUGGAACACCGUUGCUUACCAAACACUCGGCAUUUCUUCGCAUUGGACGAGAAUGGUAGACCGAUCGUAAACGUGCUGGCCGUUACCUCGAUUAAAAAGGGCGAACAUUUGAGUACGUGCUAUACUCACGUACUUUGGUCUACGAGAGCGAGGAGGCGACAUUUGCUCGCGACCAAAUAUUUUUCUUGUUCCUGCGAACGAUGCGCCGAUCCAACGGAACUGGGAACGCAUCUUGGCACUCUGAGAUGUCCUUACAACGACGGCGGCUUCAUUCUUCCGAGGGAUCCGUUGGACUUUGAAACGGAAUGGUCCUGCGAUACGUGUAAAAAUACUCUUCGGUCCUCGGAGGUCGGUCAAUUAAUGGACAGGCUCGAGGAAGAAGUCGAAGAGGCAAUGAGGACCCCAAACAAGGCUGUGCUUUCCGAUCUUCUUUCUCGACUUCGCGCUCUUCUACAUCCAGGCCAUCAACAUUGCAUAUCUAUCGGGCAUUCUUUGAUACAAUUAUUACCGUCGAACGAUCGACAAAAAUUCGACCUUUGCAAUCUUAUAAUGAAUACCGUCGCCGUCGUAGAUCCAUACUGCGAACGAUUGACACUCUACGCGGCAAUUACUUUACGAGAACUCGCUGAUUGUCCUGGACAAGACAAGAAAGGACAUUUGUCGAAAGCCAUGACUUUGUUGAUGUCAGAGCCAGCGAAAAGUCCUGGCGGUAAAUUAUUACGACUGAUAAAGUCCGAAUUAGAAUAUCUUUGAUCCUAUUGUAUUAAUGUAAUUGUCCCUACGUGCGUAGGGUACUAAAAUAUUAUAUUAGAUUGGAAGGAAAACGCAAAGAAAAAAGAGAAAGAGAUCAGGCGGAAUAUGAAUCAAUAUGAAUUUUACAUUAUAUUUUAUUUUAUGGAUAAACUUACAUAGAUACGUUCAAAUAGAAUCCCUCAAAUUAAAUCCAAAAUCGUUAUCCUAAAGCUGUGAAUGUGAGAAUGAUUUAGUAAUCGUUAAAAGUAUCAAAAACGGCAAGUAGACGACUAUUAAAAUUGUCAUGGACGCAGACAGGUACGUUUCGUGCGUACCCCUAACAGAGGAUACGACAAGGAUCGACCUUUGAGCUGGGCCGUGAUUUGCAAAAGAUAUGCCUUCCCGGGUUGCAAUCUCUUGAGGGUAAACGGAAGGGCUCUAUCUUUCGGCGUGCUCCCUCUUUCUUCGCAGACCUCGAACGUAUACUCGGAUCGACGACGACGAUGGAGACCGCACUGAUCGGGUACGCUAGUAAAGCUGGCCAAUGUCGUAGAAUCUUUCAAUUCUCUCACGAGAAUGCAAUAUUUCGCGGCACCGGCAGGCUCUACACCUAUUGUCACCUCGUCGCAACUUCUCAAUGAACGAUACUCGCGCGGCGUGCUUCUCGACGGUACCUAAUAGAAUAAUGUAAACUAUUAAAUUUUGUACAUAUCUAUGUUGGAUGGGAAAUCGUAUCGUCUACCUGCGGAUAAAUCGUCGAAGACUCCUGCGUAACGAGUACUUUGAUUGCCGAGACUCUUGCUAAUUCCUGCGGUGUAGCCGAUAUCCGUAGAAUAUAAGCUUUCCCCGUGGGCAGUAGAGGUACUCGCAGAGACGCAUAUCCCACCACUUCUUUUUCCUAUAAAUUUCCUAUAAAUUGUAAAAUCGAACGCACAUAGAGAGGGGGAGAGAGAGAGAGAGAGAGAGAGAGAGAGAGAGAGAGAGAGAGAGAGAGACGCAUUACCCAGAAGGAAAGAGAGAAAAAGAUGCAUCGAUACAUAUUCGGAUGGAUUACCCGCAGUAUUCCUGGAGCACUUAGUUUGGCCUUGACUAUUCCACCGCCGCAAGGAAGAAUGUGGAAGAUACUCGAUGCGUUUUCCGCUGGGCGAUAACGGAAAUUGACGAAACCAUCGGUUUUUCUCAAACUCACCGUGGCGUAACGUCCCGUAUGUAACAUCAACUCCGGCGUUUUCCGAAAUCGUAUGGCAUCGGUGGCAAGUUUAUUCGAAACGUUGUUACGCAUAUUAACCUGCAAACGAAAAAAAGUAAUAAUAAUAUCGUAAGUAUCAACUAGUUAUCUUCGCUAUUAUCGUCGCUUUCCCCGAACCAACCACAUAUAGAGUAAAGUUGUACGUAGUGUCGAACUUCAUUCUGUGAAGGGUCAACUUGGUCUGUCGUACGCAAUGAACCCCUUCCGGGACACCCCGAUAUUGAUGCUCUCUGUUGCUCGAGGAACUUCCCUUGCCGGUAUACGAAUGAACGAUGAGAAAGUUUUGCGCGGCGCAAAGCGUCGAAGGAUGUGCUUGAGUUCCCGACGUAACGGCCAAACAAUAGUUGGAUAGGUGCGGAUCUACGUGGCUACGAGGAAAUAAAGACUAAACUCAAUGCUCUAAAGUAAAGGUAAACGAUCCUACGGUCGUUUGUCCAUCUCUAACGAUUCUCUCUUUGGGGUUAAGUCUAUCGAAGUUCUCUUACCUUUUGUUCCAAGAUAUGGUUAGCCGACGUUUGCUUCUUCUCUGUUGAAAUCUUAAGGAACGCUGACGAUUCUCCUUUUCAUUCCCAUAAAAUCCUGACAGAUGAUUCAAGGCGUUGGACGUUGCGUACAAGAGUACGGUGCUCGGAUCUGAUUUUUCGAUUUUCUUACCCCGCAAUGAUUUGAUUUCGAACCAAUAUAAACCAGCGCGCGUUCGCGCUAUCGUAAAGUUCUGAUCCUCUGCUCCUUCGUACGUAAACAAAGGCGAUCCUGGUUUUAGUGUCUUCACCGGCCAUCGAGACUGAUCUACUUGUCAAUGUAGUGACGCGUGUAAAUGAAGGAAAAAAAUUAUGAAUGACUAUACUUUUAACUAAUUCGAACUCACAUUUUGCUCCUUCCAGUUCUCGAUCAUUUUCAGGUGGCUCCACGUAACUGACCGUCCAUGAUAUCGGACCGCUGCAAGGACUGACGAGCAAGGUAGAAGUUAGUAUUGAACAUGUAGGUAUCGAAGGAAAAUGAGAAGGAUCGU